GGCAAAAGUCUGAAGGAUGGGGCUGGAGAAAUGUAACCACUCUCAAAUUCAUAGAGCGAGCAAUAGAUGCAAGUACUGCCCAUCUGUGAUACCCAAAUGAUAGUUUUGGGUUCUGAUGUUGUACCACAGUUGAACUAGGCUCAUGCAGCAUUGAUAAGUUAUAUUCUUCAAGAAUAUAUGGGUAUAUAUCAUUCAUUUAUAAAUCCAAAGAUGAAUGUAGCAAUUGCAGAUUGYCCCUUUAAAAAAAAAAGGAACUUCUUGGAUUUAACAGUAAUCUAUUUUCUGCUCAGGUGCAUGGUUGAGAGCAGAAACAACAGUGGCUCCAGAUUCAUCCCAUAUAAAAGGAAUGUUGUGAGGUUUACCAUGGAUGCUUUUCUGUUUCAGGGAAUGACAGCAGGGCAGCUCGAGCCGCCUCUUCAGCCACAGCAGCUCUACAUGCACUGUGCUAUGUCUGUGGGGAGGUCUGUCCCCUCUUCAACUGCGAAGGCCUGCACCUACGAUUCCGCAGCAGGGGGAUGGAAGGAGCUGUAUGGAGCUUCUUCAGUCUGCUCCUGUUGUGAGUCCACAUGUAGCUCUGCUGUCCCCUCUGCCACCACCAAGAUGGUCACCAGCAAGUCGUGGUCGGUGGAAUACAACACAAAGCCUGCUCUGACCCAGGAGGUGACGACAACCUCACAGCCCGAGACCAUGGUGGAGGGGCAGUUAGGUGUGAGGCAGGUGGAGAGACUUAAAGAGAGACCUGUGAAGGGAUUUGCUGUUGUGGAAGUGGAGCAGGUCUCUGAACCACACAGAACAUUCGAGGAGUUCUUUGGUGUGGACAAAUAYACAGCAAGUGUGGUCACUGCCCGAUGUUCAUGUCGAUAAUUCACCUUGGCAAUAAAACAAAUUACUGAUA
Salvelinus sp. IW2-2015 is the source of this 895-nucleotide messenger RNA. RefSeq lists its product as uncharacterized. The record is from RefSeq and is a predicted model, not a curated record. NCBI's taxonomy places the organism in Eukaryota, Metazoa, Chordata, Actinopteri, Salmoniformes, Salmonidae.